Molecule: messenger RNA, 840 nt
Organism: Arabis nemorensis
Lineage: Eukaryota; Viridiplantae; Streptophyta; Magnoliopsida; Brassicales; Brassicaceae
Source: the annotation of a GenBank genome assembly
AUGGCAAACCAUCUUCAAGAUCCAUUAACCAUUUUCCAUAAACAAAGUCUAAUCAAAGAAGAACAACAACUUGAAGAAACGGUGAGCUUGCAAGCAGAGAGGAUCUUGUACACCAUGGUUUUCCCCAUGGUUCUCAAAUCCGCCUUGGAGCUUGGCGUCAUCGACACAAUCGCUGCGGUAGAUGAAGGUGAGUGGCUCUCGGCUUCCGAGYUUGCGCUURGUCUCCKAACCAAWCCCACCAACCCGGYYGCACCGGWUUUYUUGGACCGGAUGCUGGUUUUACUAGCAAGUCACUCGAUCUUGAAGCAUCGUACGGCUGAAAACGGAGAAACCGGAAAGACCGAGAGGGAAUAUGCAGCUGAACCGGUUUGCGCGUUUUUCUUGAACCGUGGUGACGGCUCCGGUUCUCUCACAUCUGCGUUCAUGUUAACACUAAGCGAAGUCCAUUUCAAGACUUGGAUACAUCUCAAAGAUAUGAUAUUAGAUGGAAAAGAUGCAUUCACAUCUGCUCAUGGCAUGAGACUCUUCGAAUACAUUGGUUCAAACGAACAAUUUGCUGAGAUGUUUAACCGGACAAUGUCAGAAAUUUCUACCAUGACCAUGAAGAAAGUUCUAGAAGUUUACAAGGGAUUCGAAGAUCUAAAUACUUUAGUGGAUGUGGGAGGAGGAAUUGGAACCGUUAUAGGUCUAGUCACAUCCAAGUAUCCUCAUAUUAAGGGCAUUAAUUUUGAUCUAACCUCGGUUUUAGCCCAUGCUCCUCCUUAUCUAGUCGAGAUGAUUACACCGGUGAAACCUAAGAUCAACGAUUUAUCUUCUAACAUAGUGUUUGCCAUGGAUUAG